This is a messenger RNA of Panicum virgatum (switchgrass), 825 nucleotides long. Its product is annotated as FCS-Like Zinc finger 1-like. The coding region runs from base 248 to 562 and encodes 104 amino acids. NCBI's taxonomy places the organism in Eukaryota, Viridiplantae, Streptophyta, Magnoliopsida, Poales, Poaceae. The transcript is spliced from 2 exons. The record is from RefSeq and is a predicted model, not a curated record.
UGGAAAAUCUAGCCGUGGUUUCACGCGCAUCCACCCGGCACCUAACGCGAACAGGCACCAGCCUUUUCUUCCCCGUCCUCUCCCUGCUCUACUCCUCUAUAAAGAAGGGGAAAGACUCUUGCUCUGUUAGUCGUUGGCAGCAACCUUCGAGACCCGUUCAGUUCAGUGAUUCAGUCCAGUAGCUGGUGCAGUUCCCCCAAGGCUUGGCCUCCUCACUUCCACAGGCUCAGCUCCUGCCCUGAAAACAAUGGCUUCCUCUUCCUCCUCCUCCUCCUCAUUCUUCAACAUCGAGCCGCUCGAGUGCGCCGAGACCUGCCGCUGCGCCAUGGACGCAUGCUCCCUCUGCGGGAAGCGCCUGGCCGGGGACCGCGACAUCUUCAUGUACAGAGGGGACACGCCGUUCUGCAGCGAGGAGUGCAGGUACCGCCGGAUGGUGAGCGACGGCGUGGGCGCCCGGAAGAACAAGCCCUUCAACUUCAAGACGGAGCAUAGGCGCGCGGCGCCGGCGGCCGCCCAGCCCGGCCGCGUCCACAUCGCGGCAGACGUGCCCGUUGCGAUCUAACCCCCAGCUGGCACAGAGCAGCGUCCGAUGGAGCCAACAGCCCGAUCGAGAUGACUGAUGAGUGGCGGCAGAAUAUGGAUGCAAGCAAAGCAACGACGCGCCCUCGACCUCGAGUAUCUUUUUCUGUUCUUCCUUUCUCGUUGUUGCGGAUCACGUUUUCUUGCCUGUAACUAGUGAGAGUGUGAGAGAAACGGGUGUACAUGACGGCAUUUCCCAGCAUUUCAAUGUUGUCCCUUUGCAAUCAGUAUGCUUCUGAUCUCGCC